Molecule: messenger RNA, 330 nt
Organism: Caenorhabditis briggsae
Lineage: Eukaryota; Metazoa; Nematoda; Chromadorea; Rhabditida; Rhabditidae
Exons: 4
Coding region: 1-330 (109 amino acids)
Source: RefSeq, a predicted model, not a curated record
AUGGUUGUUUAUAAUUGCUUGAGCGACGAAGAUUUUCUCCAGAAAUCUGAGCACGGAAUCGGAAAAAGAGCCAUUUAUUAUUUCUACACAGAAAACUGUCCAUCAUGUCUUCGUAUCAAACCUCUCUUCGAAGAUUUGUGUAAAAAGUACGAUAAGACGUCACUGGUCUACACAUACUCAUGUUACAACGAUGACCAAUUGACUGGAGAAGCAUUUGCAGUCGACAAAACGCCCACUUUUGUAGUAAUGGACAAUGGAGAAGAAAUCACUCGACAUGUUGGCGGAGAAGAAGAUAAAGUGCAGGAGAUAUUCGAGAAAUAUGCUGCUUGA